Molecule: messenger RNA, 1362 nt
Organism: Lachancea lanzarotensis
Lineage: Eukaryota; Fungi; Ascomycota; Saccharomycetes; Saccharomycetales; Saccharomycetaceae
Gene: MEP3
Product: LALA0S01e08196g1_1
Exons: 1
Coding region: 1-1362 (453 amino acids)
Biological process (GO): ammonium transmembrane transport
Cellular component (GO): plasma membrane
Molecular function (GO): ammonium channel activity
Source: RefSeq, a predicted model, not a curated record
AUGGGUUAUGUGUGGGAUGAGACUUAUGAGCCGGCAACUGUAGCGUUCAUUUUGUUGGGCUCCGCGCUGGUUUUUAUCAUGAUUCCAGGACUUGGAUUCUUAUACUCAGGUCUAACGCGAAGAAAGUCUGCUCUGGCACAAAUAUGGAUUGUUCUGAUGGCCACGCUGGUAGGAAUUCUGCAGUGGUAUUUUUGGGGGUUUUCGCUGGCGUUCUCCAAGACGGCUAAAAAUCACAAGUUUAUUGGAAAUUUGGACUCGUUUGGGUUCCGAAACGUUUACGGGAAAGUUGACGAAGACAGCGUUUACCCAGAAAUUGCCUUUGCCGGAUUCCAAGGUCUUUUCAUGUGUGUGACUCUCAGCAUUAUCGCAGGCUGUACAGCUGAAAGGGGUAGACUCCUGCCGCACACUGUCUUUUUAUUCUGUUUUGCAACACUUGUCUACUGCCCGGUCACGUACUGGAUCUGGGAUUCUGAUGGAUGGGCUUACCGCUGGGGAGUACUAGACUGGGCUGGAGGUGGCCCUGUUGAAGUUCUAUCCAGUGUAGGAGGAUUUGUCUACUCGGCAUUUUUAGGCAAGAGAAAAGAAAGCCUGCUCAUCAAUUUCAGACCUCACAACGUUUCUAUGGUCACCUUGGGCACUUCAUUGCUAUGGUUCGGAUGGUUAGGCUUCAACGCAUGCACUUCUUUGAGCCCGAACCUUCGAUCUUCUUACGCUUUCAUGAACACAAAUUUGAGUGCAGCUGUGGGAGGCAUGACAUGGUGUCUAUUGGAUUACAGGCUAGAGAAAAAGUGGUCGACCGUGGGUCUAUGUUCCGGUAUUAUUUGUGGCCUAGUGGCUGCUACGCCGAGUUCGGGUUGCAUAACACUGUAUGGUUCUGUGAUACAAGGUAUUGUUGCCGGCGUGGUAUGUAACUUUGCGACCAAGAUCAAGUAUUAUCUCAAAGUUGACGAUUCCAUGGAUAUUCUGGCGGAGCACGGAAUCGCUGGUGUUGUGGGGCUAAUAUUCAACGCAUUGUUUGGCGCAGACUGGGUGAUCGGCAUGGAUGGGGCCACCGACCAUGACGGUGGGUGGAUUUCGCAUAAUUACAAACAGAUGUACAAGCAAAUUGCUUACGUGGCAGCUGUGUACGGUUACGGUAUUGUUGUAACCGCUAUCAUUUGUUUUGUGAUAAACAAAAUUCCUGGUCUGCAACUCAGAGCCAGCGAGGAUGCUGAGGAACAGGGCUUAGACGAAGACCAAAUCGGCGAGUUUGCAUACGAUUACGUUGAAGUACGGAGAGACUACUAUUCCUGGGGAGCCAAUAGACCGGAGGGUUCUUCGGAUGACAACGAGUCCCAGCCACAAGAGGAAAAACAUACUUGA